AGUGAUUCAGUAGUAAAGGCAGAGCAGAGGCCAUUUUCUGUGUUUCUUGCAGGGAAGCGUACAUUCGCUGUGAUGUAUUUUGUUGCAAUUAUGACAUUAUUAUCAUUUUUCAAAUGAUCCAAGUUUGCUUUUAGUGUUGUGUAACAAUUUAAACCACAAUGGAGGCUGUAAAGGCUUUCAACGAUGAGCUCUCAGCUCUCUAUGAAACAAAGCCUCCUAUAUCAAAGGCUAAGAUGACGUCCAUUACUAGAACGGCCAUCAAAGCAAUCAAGUUCUACAAACAUGUUGUACAAAGUGUUGAAAAGUUUAUACAAAAGUGCAAACCCGAAUACAAGGUGCCUGGAUUGUAUGUGAUUGAUUCUAUAGUGAGGCAAUCGCGGCAUCAGUUUGGAACUGAGAAGGAUGUUUUUGCGCCGAGAUUCGCCAGAAACCUCACGCAAACUUUCAGCCAUCUCUUCAGCUGUCCGCCUGAAGAUAAGAGCAAAGUAAUCCGCGUGCUGAACCUAUGGCAGAAGAACGGUGUUUUUGACGCGGACACGAUCAACCCGCUGUUCGACCUGGCCGACCCGUCGCAUCCCAUCCACAGCGAGCAGGCUCAGGCCAAUGCGCAGGCCAACGCGCAGGCGAAUGCAGCAAGUAAUGGACUCUCUGCCAAGAAACCACCUUCUUCCGCCACUAACACACCACUAACUCGGACUACGCCCAAUUCAACGAAAACGCCGAGCUCAACGACAAAACCUGACACGACAACUCCAUCUUGGAUAUCCGGAAAUGACUCGACACCAGCCGCUAACAACUCCAUGCUAAAUAUGGUACAGCCGUCAAUAGUAGACACUUCGAUGCUUCAACAGCUACAACAGCUGCACAACAUCCUGGUGAAUCAGACAUCGCAGCAAUCAGCUGAUAGUCACCAGCACUCGUCCACCCCGGUCAAGAGAGAUCGUGACAGUGGCGAUCAGGUAAAAUUCGACAAGAAACUGUUGGACUUUGAUUAUGGUGAUGACGAGGAUGACGACGGCAAGACCUCGCCGCAGCAGCCGGCCGCCCCGCAGCCGUUCCAGCAGAAUACACAGGCGGCGGCUGCACUUGACUCUCUUGGCAGCAUUCUUGGCAACCCAGAGGUGCUGAGGCAGCUGCACAGCCUUCAGCAGCACCUGGACCAGCAGGGCAGGGAGGAGAAGCUGAGGAAGUUGCAGCAGAUGAAGCAACAGGAAGAGGAGUUCGACAAACAUCUCGCUCAAACUUUGCCUAGCUUACCGUUUGCUAACGAAUGUGAUUUCAAGCUGAACUUGACUGUGGCGGCGGAAAGCUCUAGCGGCGCAGGCGGGUCACACCAGGCGCUACUGAUGCACGCCUCGGGUGCCGCCGGUUCGGGGGCGUCGGCGAUGCCAAGUCUGCCCAACAUGUCGCAGCCGCCACCCGGCUAUCCGCCUCACCAUCUACAUUCGGGCACUGCGCAUGCGCCAAACAAGAGUCCGCUGGAGGACGGAGAAAGGCCGAAUUCGGACGUCGAUGAGAGGCAACAUGGGAUACGUAACUGGGUUUCUGAUGCUAUGUUGCGGAGUCAGAACCUUAACAGGCAAUCAGGAGGAGGAGGAGAAGGGGGAGGCGACAGUGGCGCUGCAGUGGUCGUGAUAGACAGUGAGUCGCCGAGCGACUCGCCCGGAGGUCGCAAGCGACAGCGCUCCAGUCGCUAUAGUCGCUCAUCGUCACGGUCAAGGUCGCGUCGUCGCUCAAGGUCGCGCUCGCGUCGUCGAAGGUCUCGCUCCUUUGACAGAGAAUACGACAGAGAUGACAAAGGCAGAUCCAAGGACUCAGUGCGUGAUAGACAGAGAAAGAGAAAAGGUCUUCCGCCGUUGAGGAAAAAUCAUUUGUCAGUGUGCAGCACAACACUGUGGGUGGGGCAUUUGUCGCGACUGGUGCAGCAGGACGAGCUGUCGAACACAUUCGGCGAGUACGGCGACAUCGUGUCCAUCGACCUCAUUCCGCCGCGCGGCUGUGCCUUCAUCUGCAUGAACCGGCGUCAGGACGCCAACCGCGCCCUCCAGCAUCUCAAGCAUCACAAGAUGCAGCAGAAGGCCAUCACGCUGGCGUGGGCCCCUGGUAAGGGCAUGAAGGGCAAGGAGUGGAAGGAUUACUGGGAGGUGGAGCAGGGAGUGUCCUACAUUCCCUGGAACAAGAUUACGCCCCAAACCGACUUUGAUCUGCUGGAAGAGGGAGGCAUGUUUGAUGAGGAGUCGGUGCCUGAGUGGCUUAAGUUGAAAUUGGAGACUUCGAAACAGCAGAAACAGGCGGAGAAGAAAUUGGAGGACCCGCGCCGAGCACCCAGCUCCAUAGACACGCAUUCGCAGGAUGACACCCCCAUGAACGAGGAUGAUAACAGCAAGGACCUACCAGGUGAGCUGGACCAGCCUCUAGGUGCGCCUCCCGGGUUCAUUCCACUGCCCGAUGGACCACAGCCGCCCCCCGACCCUACGGCGCCCCAUCUCAAGGGGCCCCUGCCGCCUCCACCGCCCCUCGGACUGCCUCCUGUCGGUAUCAUGCCGCCUUUCGGGCUGCCUAACAUGCCUCGUCUGAUGGGUGGGCCAAUGGGAAUGCCGAUGGGCCCCGGGCUAAUGCCGAAUGUGCCCCUGGGCGUGCCCCCUCCCGGCCUCAUCAGCUCCCCCCUGAUCCACCAGCAGAUGAUGCAACGCCUUCCGCAACCAGUCAACUCGCCCUUCAAUCCUCCACCGGGCGUAGCGAGCCUGAUGAGCGGACCGCCGCCGCCGCUGUCGCAGAUCCCGCUGCCGGGAAGCGGUGCCGCCCCUGACAAGGGGGGCCCCAAGGGGCCCACUGGCCCUCCCGACCCCCUCACUGCCGCCUUCACCGACCCCCUCCUGCAGAUGCCUUUCUCGCUGCCGCCCCAGCUACAGCUCAAUACAUUGGCUCCAAACCUGCACCAACCGGCUCCUCAGCAGGUCAAAUUGCCGCCAAAACCAGCUGACUCAUCGCAGGCUGAUAAUGAUAAAAAAGACGAUAAUCAGAUGCCUUCGUUCAGUCAUCCCCCUCCAAACUUUCCCAAUUUGGGUGCAAUGAACAUCCCCCCUCCCACAACUACACCCGCCUCCACCUCCAACAAAGACGGAGAUAAUAACAUGCAGAUAGACGACAAGGAAGACAGAGAUAGUCGCGACAAAUCAGGCAAGAAAGACUCGAGAGACAGGGACAGAGAACGCGAGAGGGAGCGAGAUUACAGGGGUGGCCGAGGGAGAGAGCGGGAGAGAGAGUACCGCGACAGAGAUAGGGAUUACCGUGGGAGGGAGAGAGAUUACAGGAGUAGGGAUAGGAGAGACAGAGACAGACGGUCUCGAGACAAGGACGACGAUGAUGAUAAGAAGGAGGGAGGUAGGAAGAGUGAGGACAGGGGGAAGGAUAGGGACAGGGAGAGAGAUAGAGAUAGGGAUAGGGAUCGUGGUGAUAGGGAUAGAGACAGAGAUAGGGAUAGGGACAGGGAGCGAGAUAGAGAUAGGCGUAGUAGCAGAGGUGGAGGGAGAUGGAGUGAUAGGGAUAGUAAGAGAAAGGAUGAUCGGUCGUUGAGUGAGGAGAAGAAUAACUGGACAAGUUCGCAGGAUAAUAAUCAGAAUCAGCAGGAUCGGAACGACGGCUUCAACAACAACAAUAAUAGCAUGAACAACAACAACAAUAACCAUGACGCCUCAAGACAGAACAUGAUGGACAUGCACCAGGGACCACCCCAUCCCGACAAUGGUCCACCCAAGGGUGGUCCACAUGGGCCACAAUCUGGACCACCGCAUGGCCCACCGUCUGGACCACCGCAUGGCCCACCUCCUGGACCGCAUGGGCCACAAUCUGGACCUCAUGGGCCACCACCGCAUGGGCCACCUUCUGGACCUCAUGGUCCACCUUCUGGACCUCAUGGGCCACCGUCUGGACCACAUGGGCCACCGUCUGGACCUCAUGGACCACCUUCUGGACCGCAUGGGCCACAAUCUGGACCUCAUGGGCUACCACCGCAUGGGCCACCGCCUGGGCCACAUGGUCCACCGCCUGGACCACAUGGGCCACCGCCUGGACAACAUGGACCACCACCUGGACAGCAUGGUCCACCGCCUGGACAGCAUGGACCACCAAGGGGCAUGCCCCCGCCAGGACCGCCCAUGGGCAUGAUGAUGGGUGAUGGACCAAGGCCGCCUUUCGGGCCAGGUGGCCCACCUCCAAUGAUGUUCGGUCCAAGGGGUCCGGUGGGUGGUCCCCCGCCGGUCAUUGACCCCGAUGCCUUCGACAUGGCGGGUCCCCCGGGAGGCGGCGGUGGCUUUGGAGGUCCCCCGCCCCCAGGGGUGGUCGACAUGUUCGACAAUGGCCCACCGCCCCCGGGCAUGGAUGGAGGCGGCUUCGGCGGUGGCCCCCGGGGGCCCCCUGUGUUUGGGGGCGGGCCCCCAGGCCAGGAUCGCAUCAGAAUUGAGUUCUUCCCGCGCGGCAGAGGAAUGCGACCCGACUUUGGACCCAGGAUGAUGGGCAGGGGUGGUCCCAUGGGUCCAAUGUUCUCUCCAAGAGGUCCCGGUCCCAGAAGUCCCAUGAGAGGACCAAGGCCAGGAAUGUGGAUGGAGAACCAAGGCGGCCCGCACCCACAAGGUCCCCCAGGCGGUCCCGGCUUCCCGCCGCCGCCACGAGGCUUCAUGACGCCGCCUCCCGGUCCGGGACCGGACGGAGCGCCGCCGGCAGACGACUUCAACAACAGUCCACAGCGCAACAUGUCGGCGGCCGUGAUGCGCGGUCCAAUGCGCGGUGGUCCGCGCUUCCUGGGUGGGGCAGCGUCGCGGGGAGACCGUCGUGGGUCUCGCUGGAGUGGUUCAAUGUCGCCGGGAGUCGAACCCGACCCGGAACAAGACCGCAAACCGGAGAACAUAGAGAAAAAGUCUAGUCCCGAGGAUAGUUUAGCCAUGGACGUAGACCAACCCGUGAAAAUUGAGGAGGCGCAGAAGCCUCUAGAUAUGGAUAUAGAUCUUCCCAAAACUGAUGAUAUUAAGCCACAGGUUGCGUCCUUCAAGGAAGAUGUUGUAGUGAAGCCUCCUGAGGACGUCGUUUGUAAAAAUGAGGAUGUUGAUAGUGAGGUUAGGAGAGGUGUGAGGAAAGAGGAGGAGACUGCUAGGAGCAACUAUGAGGAAGAAGUGAGAAGAGAAGAGGAUAGGAGCAACUUUAGUGAAGAUGUUAGGAAAAUAGAGGAGAAUAACCUGGGUAACAACUAUAGUAAUGAAGAUAAAGGAUUAGUUAGGAAUGAGGUGGAGGAUAGUGGUAGGAGUAACUUUGAAGAUCAGUCGAAUAUCUGUAGUACAAAUGAAACAAAUAAUUUUAACAUGCGUAGAGAGGAGAGUAGUUUUGAAGGAGGUGAGGAGAAGGUCGGAGUUGUGCCGGAACAACGUCAAGAGGAGUUUGUAGCAGUGCCAGAACGUAGAAUGUCUUUGGAGAAACCUCAGGAGGAGUUUGUGAGGGUGCCGGAACGUAGAAUGUCUGUGGAACAUCGUCAAGAUGAGUUUGUAGCAGUUCCGGAGCGUAGAAUGUCCUUGGAACAUCAUCAGGAGGAGUUUGUAGUACGGGAUCAAUCUACUGAAGAGGUUAGGAAAGAAGUAGUUAAUGACACCCCAAACCCUAGGACCGAUUCAGAGAUUAGCAGGACUAAUGAACAUGUUGAAUCGGCUUCGUUGAACAGUAGUAGUACAGUAGAGCCACUAGAGUGUAGCACUGGAGAAUCAGCAGUCAUUCCUGAGGAAUCAUCGUCGUAGAACCGAGUGAUUUUUCGGUGAAAUCUUGUGAUUUUUGCGGUUAUGUUCGGGUCUUAGAAUGUCAGGAUACAAUAUUGUCUGGCUCUAGUCUUUGAAUGAAUGAAGUUGAUAUUGAAAUUUAGUUGUGUGAACACAGGAAAGUUUUGUGCGGUUUUGCAAAUUUGUGAGCAAAACGAGUGUGGAAGUGGAAAACUUGACCGAGUGUUGUGUGUUUUAGUGGAAAGACUUGUGUUUCCAGCUAGGAACCAUGCAACCUACAUAUAGUUUGAUAACCUACUUGUUCAUGUAGUUACAUCUGAUAAUUUAUUUUCAAUAGACUACCCUGCUUGAAGCUGGACAUUUUUGUGACCAUCGUUCUGGUUUGUGUUAAAUUAUUAUGAAAAUACUCGCUGUAAAUAGGACUGCACAUAUAUAGUUUAAUAUAUUCUGAAACGAAUUUAUAUUUUUAAUAAAACCGUGUUGAUGAUGAUUGACAUUUUUUCUGCCAUCGGUCAAGUUUCUAGUGUGUCCUGUGUUCACGCAAUUCUAGUUCCGUGAUCCACCACCGUGGGAUGCUAGCGCUUGCGUUCUAAUGUAACGGCAAGUGCAAGGUACUGUGCUAGUUUUAGUUUUCUUUUCAACUAUUACUUGUAAUUCACUUAUCGAUAUCAUUCUUGUAUCAGAAGGACUUACAUCACAAAGAUUCUAAUACUGGGAGACUAGAAGGAUUGCCACCGUUAGAAUCUAGAUAUCUAUAAUACUCAACACUCAUGAUAGUAUGUCUUCAAUUACAGAGCUCACAAAUUAUUUACAAUAUUUAUUACUUAAUUUUGAUUAAAUUUUCAGGUUUGGUGAUGAUAUUUAUUACUUUUAAAUAUUGAAGCAAUUUACUAGACCUUUAAAAUAUUAUUUAUUUAAAUAGAUUAUCAAUGUUCAGACUACCCUUUUUAUUUCAGUGUUUUUACGUGUUAUUUAAAAACAGCAUUUGAAAAUAUUGGAAUAUGGAUAAGUUUGAAAAUUUAUUAUUAAUUUGUAGAUAAUUUACAAAUCAUUGAAAAGUUUAUUCUUGUUUCAACUAACUUUUUAUUCUAAGUUAUGAAACAGCAAACUUGUUGCUAUGAUUAAUCUUUCAUGUGAAAGAUGAUCUUCUUUUGAAAUUAUUGCAAUAAUUUUUUUGUUGAUAGAUAUGACAUUUGCGUAUUUUGACAAUUAGUAAUAAUAAUGAUAAUGUAUGAAAUCAAUUAGUAUCACUAUGUCUGUUUUUUGUUGUUAAAACAAUUUUUAAUUAAAAGUAGAAUUUUCAGUUGAA
Molecule: messenger RNA, 7068 nt
Organism: Nilaparvata lugens (brown planthopper)
Lineage: Eukaryota; Metazoa; Arthropoda; Insecta; Hemiptera; Delphacidae
Product: SR-related and CTD-associated factor 4
Exons: 24
Coding region: 159-5780 (1873 amino acids)
Cellular component (GO): nucleus
Molecular function (GO): RNA binding
Source: RefSeq, a predicted model, not a curated record